Messenger RNA from Formica exsecta, 2242 nucleotides. RefSeq names its product cell division cycle protein 20 homolog (gene fzy). Bases 186 to 1823 code for a protein of 545 amino acids. Gene Ontology annotation, molecular function: ubiquitin ligase activator activity; anaphase-promoting complex binding; protein binding. The transcript has 7 exons. Gene Ontology annotation, biological process: positive regulation of anaphase-promoting complex-dependent catabolic process; positive regulation of ubiquitin protein ligase activity; anaphase-promoting complex-dependent catabolic process. The record is from RefSeq and is a predicted model, not a curated record. NCBI's taxonomy places the organism in Eukaryota, Metazoa, Arthropoda, Insecta, Hymenoptera, Formicidae. Gene Ontology annotation, cellular component: anaphase-promoting complex.
CUCUCUCUCUCUCUGUCCUGUGUCCAUUUAAAUCACGUUUGAGGCUUCGCAUCGCGAUUUCCUUGGAAUCAUCGAAUUUGUGCGACCUUGACCGAUACAUACUUGGAGCAUUGGUGGAAAAAAGCACGUGUAAUAAAAAGCGACAUAACAUCGCGCACUCGAGGCUCCGCUCGCAUUUAUAAAUCAUGUCGCAUCUAAGGUUUAUGAAAGAACUCAACAAUCUGACUCGUAUGGACGAAGCUAUCAAAGGUCCAAUACCGCGAUGGCAGAAGAAAUGCAUGGAGACAUCGAAUUUAAGUAUCAAUCUUAGUUUGAAUUCAUCAAAGAAAGGUCUCACAAGUAGUUCUUUCACAAGUAGCGUAUCAGGAAAAACCCCGACGAAAAGGAGCGAUGGCAAGACCAAGAAAACUCCCUCUAAAGGCACAAAGAAAUCUCCAAGUAAGAUAAUAUCUAUAAGCAGUAAAUACAGAAUAAGAUCUUUUAAUUUUAUUUUUAAUAAUACAGGUCGUGUCACUCCAGCUAAAACACCCAAUGGUGGUGAUAGAUUUAUUCCUUCAAGAUCUACAACCAAUUUUGAAUUGAGCCAUUAUAAGAUUCUUCAGCAACAAAAUGCAGAACAGGAUGGAGAUAAAGCAAACAACAUGAGUCCUACAAAACGAGAGAUGCAGCGUCUCAUGGGAGAGAAUCUGCAUGGUGGUGAUAUAAAUAAUAUGAGAGUUUUAUCUUAUCAGGUCAAAGCACCAGCGCCACCGGAGGGAUAUCAAAAUCCUCUCAAAGUUUUGUAUAGUCAAACUAAAACACCAGCUAGUGUUAGAGCUUCCACAAGAUAUAUACCGCAAGCUGCUGACAGGAUAUUGGAUGCGCCAGAAAUCAUCGAUGAUUAUUAUUUAAAUUUGGUGGACUGGUCAAACUCUAAUAUCUUGGCUGUGGGAUUGGGUACUAAUGUAUAUUUGUGGAAUGCUGGGACUGGAACUAUAGAACAAUUAUUCGAAUUGGAUGCGAACGACUAUGUAUGUUCCGUUGCGUGGAUUCAGGAAGGUCCAUGUCUAGCAGUGGGUACCACAGAAGGAAAUACAGAAUUAUGGGAUUGUAGUCAAAUGAGGAGAAUUCGCGUUAUGAAUGGGCACACAUCCAGAGUCGGCUCUCUCGCCUGGAACAAUCAUAUAUUGACAAGUGGAUCGAGAUUAGGUAAAAUAGUGCAUCAUGAUGUCAGACAACGGGAUCAUUUGCUCUCGACUAUAAACGCACACGCUCAGGAAGUAUGCGGCCUGAAAUGGUCAUUCGACGGACAGUAUUUGGCCAGCGGUGGCAACGACAACAUGCUGCAAAUCUGGCCGUCAAUCAACGGGCGAAAUCAUUCUCAACCUAUUUAUUCGUUCAACCAGCAUCAAGCUGCUGUAAAGGCGCUCGCUUGGUGCCCCUGGCAAAACAACGUACUCGCAAGUGGUGGCGGCACCGCUGACCGGACUAUUAGAUUUUGGAAUGUCAAUACAGGUGCUUGUUUAAAUACAAUAGAUACAAAAUCUCAGGUCUGUGCUCUAUUGUGGUCUUCAAAUUACAAAGAGAUCAUCUCAGGGCAUGGAUAUGCACAAAAUCAAUUGACAAUUUGGAAAUACCCGUCAAUGACAAAAGUCGCGGACCUUAUAGGGCACACCAGUCGUGUCUUGCACUUGGCUAUGUCUCCGGACGGAAGCACGGUGCUUAGUGCCGGUGCUGAUGAAACGUUGAGGCUAUGGAAGUGCUUCCAAAUGGAUCCGCAGAAGAAGAAAGAACCUAGCGAUAUAAAAUCGGUUGCGUCCAGACUUAAGCAAUCGAUUCGAUAAAAUUAACGUAUUGCGGAGCACGCGAUUAUUUUUCAGUAUUUAUUUUUAAUAAUUAAUUGUAUAGUUGUGAUCGGGGUAUAUAAUGUAAAAAAAAAUAUAUUGACAUUAUCGAACAUUGUCGAAUACAAAAACAUUGACAUAUAUCAAUUGAUUAUCUGUUUUGUACAGAAACAUAGAUUAAUGUUAAUUAAUCUAUAACAUUUGAUAUCAAGAAAUACUAGCUUACAUUUGGCUACAUGCACGAGUGAUGAAAUUAGGCAUAAAUGGAUAUUAUUAUUAAAUAAAAUAAAAUAUAAAGAAGCUUUUGUUAGCAUAUUGAAUCUUUAAAUUGUAUAACGUAGACAUUUAAGUUUUACGCGGGAUAUAAUCUCUAGCAUAAUUGUAAAUGUAGGAAAAAAUAAAUUCUUUUUAUAUAUACU